This is a messenger RNA of Pungitius pungitius (ninespine stickleback), 1145 nucleotides long. RefSeq lists its product as uncharacterized. Lineage: Eukaryota; Metazoa; Chordata; Actinopteri; Perciformes; Gasterosteidae. The coding region runs from base 144 to 785 and encodes 213 amino acids. The record is from RefSeq and is a predicted model, not a curated record. The transcript has 7 exons.
ACUAUAUUUACACUAGCUGUUGCAAACUUGUCGUAAAGUUAAAUUCGUUUCUGUGUUAUUUGUUAAUUUAAUGUUAAUGUGGCGUCACGCCACGUUUUAUGCUAGAAAAAUUGUUUUCAUGCGCUGUUUAACGGCAAUGUUUGAUGAUUACGAGGCUAAUUUACAGCAGCAAAUGUUUCCUGAAAAUCUGCCUUCGUUGCAAAGCGGCGAACAGGUCACCCUCACACAAGCCACAUAGUUUCCCGCCAGCGAUGUCGACCACCAUCAGAUUUGGAACCAGUAGCUCUCCAUGCAACCCUGCAGCUGCCGGGAAAGCACUGGUAGAGGAAACCGUUGAAAGAGAAGACUGUGACCCAGAAAAACUUCUACAGUGCCCUUUUGACAAGAACCACCAAAUCCGUACUUGCCGCUUCCCUUACCAUCUUAUAAAGUGCAGAAAGAAUCAUCCGAAAUUGGCCAGUGAGCUAAAAACUUGCCCUUUUAAUGCACGCCAUCUCGUCCCCAAGCAUGAGCUGAUGCACCACACUGAAACCUGUGUGGACCGGAUAUCUCUGGACACGGAAGACGGGGGAAGCACCAAUGGGCAUUCUAACUGGCAGGUCCCAGUCAGUACUUGGAUAAACCCGGACAUGUCUGAGGAUUGGGACAAAGAAGCUGAUGAUGCUGCUCCACCAUUUGUGUGGGGUGUAAAGACGGUCAUGGAUCAAAAACUGGAGGCGAGGCCCACCAACAACCUUGGUUCAAGUUUUAGAACUCCUAAUACCCUCCCAUGGUCUGGUUUCUAAGCCAUAAUGUACUUUGCAUCCAGCUGCAAAGCUUAAUGUUUGGCGCUUUGUAGCGUUAUUCAUAGAUAUUUCUUAAAAUGUUUGUUCUUAGAUUUUUCCCACAUGCUUCAAAAGGUGCAGUGUGGAGGACUUGGCCACCUAGUGGUGAGGUUACAGAUCGCAACCAACUAGAGUAGAGCUCCCUAAAUGCUUCAUGCUGUUCCUUUUUUACUUUGCAUAUGUACAUUUUAUUUUUUGUUUGUACCCUGGUGUGGGAAGUAUCCUACAUUCAGAGUAUGACUGGUGUGCAUGCUUUUCUUUUUUUUUUUCUUCCAUUAACAAAUGGCACUGUUUGAAUAUCUUGUGAUUUUUAUAUUAAAG